This is a messenger RNA of Dibothriocephalus latus, 1674 nucleotides long. The record is from the annotation of a GenBank genome assembly. Lineage: Eukaryota; Metazoa; Platyhelminthes; Cestoda; Diphyllobothriidea; Diphyllobothriidae.
AUGCAGCCGGCCCAGCCUCUUCAGCCAAAUCUGCCGGCACAGAUGGCCGGAAUGCAAAAGGCUGUACCUCCAGGGACCAUGGGUGCCCCUGCCUCUUCACCAAGUACUGCAGGGUCCAAGCAAGCUUGCAAUCCCGGACUGGCCUAUGCAACUGGACGUGGAAUAAGACCACGGGGUAUACGUGCACAGGAUGUCACUGUUUUCCAAGUGCACACUGAGCAGGCUGGUGAGGGCAAUCUUGCGGUUAAUAUGAAGCGACCAGAUGGCCAGCUUGAACCCGUGAAGGUUACCCGCAUUUCAGAUUAUCUUUAUGAGUGCACAUACACCCCACAGCGACCGGGGCAAUAUGUCCUCGAUGUGGAAUUUGGCGAUGGCCACAUUCGCAGCAGUCCCUUCAAGAUCGUCGUUGGGCCAUAUGUUAAAUCCGCAAUCCGCGCCUUUGGCCCGGGUCUGCACGGUGGCAUGGUCAACGUACCGAACGUCUUUACAGUCGUGACAAACGGCUCUACCGGGGCUCUCGGUUUCUUAAUCGAGGGACCCAGCGAUGCAAAGAUCACUUGUGAGGACAAUGGUGACGGUUCUGUCCUCGUCGCCUAUACUGUGUCGCAGCCAGGAGAAUAUGCCGUGCACAUCACUUCCGAUGAUGAAGACAUUCCAGAUUCGCCCUUCAUGGCCAACAUUUCUCCCCAAAUUGGUAUUGAUAUUGAAAAGAUCACGGUCUCAGGAAAGGGCAUCACUCCCAAGCCGGGCAACGUUGUCAAGGGGAUGCCCACUGAGUUCGUCAUCGAUCUCGGUCAGGCUCUACCACAGGCACAAGCAGUUGCUGCCCAGCUGAAGACCUCGGUGCAAGGACUUCUUAAAGUGGAAUGUCACGACUCCUUCGGGGAACCAGUCCCGGUAGAGGUUGUGCAGACCACAGAGGGCCGAUUUACUUGCAAGUAUACCGCAAACAAGGUGGGAAUAGUCACCGUGGACAUGGCCAUUGCUGGUGUUGGACUCCGCGAAAGUGGAACUCGAGUUCCCGUGGAUUCAGAUGUGGCUCUAAAGAACGUCAAGCUCUUCGGCCCCGGUUUGGAGACGGCCAAGAUGAAUCAAAUGACCCACUUCACGGUGGAUCUGCGUGACACUUUCCCCACUCAGGAGGCUAGAGCAGAAGUUAUGAGGGAAGUUCUGGUGCAGAUAACUGGAGAGAAGGGAGAAAUCAUUACGCCCCGACUGAUGGACAACGGUGAUGGCACUUGGCGCGUGGAGUACGUUGCCCCUGAAGCAACCUCUGCUAUCUGCGUGUCAGUCCUCCUAGCCGGCCAGCAGGUGGGCCAGAGCCCCUACUGUGUGCCGGUCACCCCAGGAUUCGAUACCUCAAAGAUCAAAGUUGAUGGCCUUGAUUCGCGUGCUCCGAGUAAUGCGCAGGCGAACGUAGUUGUAAAGCCAGUAGGCAGUACCGCACGAGUCCCCACAAAAGUCACCCCCAUACCAGAAGGCUUUGAAGUCACGUAUACCCCACCAUCACCUGGACAGUAUGCCGUAUCUGCAGACAUUGCCAAACAUCCCGUUGCUGGUCCGUACGUCGUGGAAGUUGUGCCUGCCAGUCAGCCAGUGCCUCCCAAAGGUGCCAAAUCGGCAAUGAAGUUUCAACCGAAACCUACACCGGGCGCGCCGGCAAAUCCCCUCUUG